UUGGUACUGGGCGACGGAUACCUGACCACGGCGGGCACCUUCCGCAACGACAAGAAGGUGGGCCGGCUGCCCGACCGAGGACGCGUCUUCGAGUGCCUGAACCGCUGCGAGAGGAAUCCCCCGUGCGCCUGCAUCAGGAUGUCCAACACCAAGAAGCCGUCGUGCGACCUGCUCACCCCGUUCCCGCACGGCAAGCCGCUCGUGGCUAAAGGGUUCAUCUACUAUGCCGCGAACAAGUACAGGGACACCCUGUAUAACGAUUCAGGCGCCGGCGUCAACUACGCGCUGAAGAAGAAGGCGCAGCAGAGCUCCACCUACGAGCUGUACGGCAUCCACUACACGCCGGAGAAGGCGGUGGACGGGUCGCACAACACGGACGGCCUGAAGCCGCCCUACUUCGCCCACACGGCCGACUCGUACUGGAACGAGCUGUGCCCCUGGUGGAUGGUCGACCUGGCGCAAGACAUCACCGUCACCGGCGUCCGCAUCAGGAACCGCAAGGAGUGGGGCGACCGGCUGCACGACUUCGACGUGCGCGUGGGGCCCGUGCCCAUCACGUCCGAGUUCAACGACGUGCACUUCAAGGGCAACACGCGCUGCCACUACCACGAGAAGGGCGGGAUCGAGGAGGAGGCGCUGCUCUUCCUCGAAUGCAAGCCGUGCCCCGUGCGGGGCCGCUACGUGUCCAUCCAGAUCACCCAGAACUGCACCGACUGCAUGGAGCCCCUCAAGAACGUGCUCCAGCUCGCUGAAGUCGAGGUGUUCGGCCUGCCCUAGGCUACCACCUCGCCCAAGCUCCGUCCACGGGGUGCGCUCACAGACGACCUUCCACCCAAUCGUUGAGGUGCUUAGAUAAUAAAGCCGCGUCGUUGCACGCC
This is a messenger RNA of Ixodes scapularis (black-legged tick), 878 nucleotides long. RefSeq lists its product as uncharacterized. The transcript has 5 exons. NCBI's taxonomy places the organism in Eukaryota, Metazoa, Arthropoda, Arachnida, Ixodida, Ixodidae. Bases 139 to 777 code for a protein of 212 amino acids. The record is from RefSeq and is a predicted model, not a curated record.